AUGGAAGGCAAGGUGAAAUCAUCCGUGAACAAGAGAGAGGAACCUCGCGAAGAACGCCUGACCUUGUUUACAAAUACCGAAGAAGAGAAGGAAACAACGCUUCACCUCAAACCCACCUAUGCGUUGGGACUUCGCUCAUGUGGUCGCACAGUCGUCGAUUUUGCUGGCGACUGCACGGUUAUUUAUCCUGUGGCCCACCAUUUGGUCAUGUACAACCUCGAAACUCGAGCUAUGGAUUUCUUUCAUCAUAUUCACCAUGUCAAGUGCAUUCAGAGCUUCCAGGUUUCGCCCAAUCGUGAGCUCUUGGCUGUAGCAGAAGUACUUCAACAGGGUAUCGGGCACGUCGGAGCACUUGGAGCUGCCGCCGCGAUGCCGCUUACAACCUCACCUUUAAAAGGGUCAAAUGUGGCACUGCAAAGCCUACUACGAGAUCAAGAAGCUCAUGCUCUUGCAAUCUACAAACUCGGUACGAAGACCCGAGUGAGAAAUAUACCUUUACCAGCCAACUCGAGCGUAGUAUCAUGCAGCUUUUCGACUGAUAACAAGUUUCUCGCGGUUCUUGAGGAUGCUCCGACACAUUCUGUAACAUACUGGAAGGUGAGCAAUUGCAAGCUUUUGGCCUCGGGCAAAUGUCCAAGUCGUGGCUCGCGAAUCCACAUCAGUCCUACCAACGCCAAUUUCAUCUCAGUUUCGGGGCCUGCUACACUCAAGUAUUGGGUUUGGACCAACAACGACUUCAAGAUCUCGAAUUUCCUACCACAACUUAAGGAUCAAGAACAUUUCGUCGACCACACCUGGUUGAAAGAGCACAUGGUCGCUCUCUCCGAGCGUGAUCUCCUGCUUUGCUUCCGUAUCGCGCUCGACGGGUGCAACGCUGAUCUCGUUCAUUCUUUUCGGUGUCAUCAGCCAUCUCACGUACGCAUGGAGUGCGUCACCGCUCAUGGGAAGGGAUUUGUUCUUGGUGGCUCGGCCGGUUUCUUCAGCAUCUUUGAAGCAUCGGACGAUCCGAAAGACCCUUUUCCAUUUGUGCGCUCCGUAUCGGUCGGUGACAUUGCGUUUGAUUGCAUCGCUGUCUCACCAAACUCGGAAACAAUCGUAGCCUGCUCAAAAAGUCGAGAAUUAGUCACCUUUUCUAUGAGCGCGAUUGAUACCGGACAGGAAGACAAGAUUGAGUUCCGAGAGCUGAUUCGUCAUAGUCAUCAAAUUGGUCCUGUAUUACAAGUAGAUGUAAGUGUGCAGAGGCCAAUUGUUGUGACUUGCGGUACCGACAAGACCGUGCGAGUGUGGAAUUUCGAGUUGAAUCACUAUGAACUGCUAAGUCAGUGUCCCGAAGAACCCACCACGGUUGCAGUGCAUCCGUCUGGAUUCCAGCUCGUUGUAGCCUUCAAGGAGCGAGUUCGUGUAUAUCAACUCUUACAAGAGAGUUUGCGGCAAGUUAAAGAGCUCGCUACCAAGGCUUGUCGCUUUGUUCGAUACGCACACGGUGGCCAUUUGUUUGCUUGUGCCUCUGGUCUUACAGUCAAAACCUUCCGUACGUACACGUUCGAGGCCGUCCAUACAUUCUCCGGCCAUAUUGGCGCUGUACGAUGCUUGAGCUGGAGUCGUGACGAUGUCUAUCUCUUCUCGGCAGCGCAUGAUGGAUCAAUAUACCGUUGGGAUAUCAGCACAGGAUUGCGAAGUGAAGAAAUGCAGCACGUGGUAAAACACUGUCAAUAUGCAGCAUUUGUCGUGGACCGAAAUGAUCCCAGCGUUGUGGUGGCAUCUGGAAGCGAUGGCAAGAUCCGUGAGAUCACUGGGGGUGAAGAGACAAAGAGCUAUGAUCUUCCUGCGGGUACUGUAAUCACCUCCAUGGCUUUGAUGAAGGAUUGCAGGCGUCUAUUCGUCGGUACCAAAGCAGGGAGCAUACUAACCUACCCGUGGCCACUACGCAACAAGGGUGUUGCUGAAUAUUUCGCACACGCGGAAGGGAUAUUACACUUGCGCGUGACAGAAGACAACGAGCAGCUAAUUACAUGUGCGGAGGAUGGCAGUGUUGGCAUCUUUAAGAUACUAAACGGUGGACUACAACAUCAAGAAAAGGACGAUUCGUGUGGAACGCGAACAUCUCGCACGGGUGUAUCGACUGCUAGACCCGUGUCAUCAUCAGCUUCAGCAGAGCGUAGGAAAGCAGGGGAAACCUACACCGACGCCGUACUGGUAGCGCGUGAUGACCUAGAGGAACGACGUGCUGAGGUGUUGGAAUGGCGACUACUACAUGACCAAGUGAAAGCGGACGUCGAGUUUGCACUGCAUCGGAAAGAAAACGAGUGGAUCAAUCGCCUGCACGUGCUGAAGGAAGAGUCCGAGCAUCUUGUUGUCCAGGAACGCGUGCGUUAUGAAGAAUUAGAAGCGCGUCAUCAACUGGCGACAAGGAAACACACAGAAGAGUUAACGCAGCUUGAAGCACAUCACGUCAAGAUGACCCAAGAGCUGGAAAACCAGUACGAACGGAAGCUCGCACAAGAGAUGGCUCGGUACGACGCUCUGUCGGAGACCUUAGAGCAGACACGACAACGAUGCGAAGCGCUGAUGGAGGCUCAAGAUAGUCAAAAUCGCGGUACGUUGCAUGCAGAGCGGAAGGCAGCCUACACACGCUCCAAGGAGCAGAACGAGAUCAUCAAACGCUUACAUGAAGAUCUCAAAUACAAUCACGUCAAGUUUGAAGAAGUCUUGCACCAAGAGGAGACGGAUUACGAGUACGAGAUGCAGAAGAUGCGAGCUGAGUUUACUACCCAGCUGGAAAACGAACGUCAGAACACCGCAGUGAAGCAGGGACAAGUGAGUGCGGCGAAUACGAGGCUCGAGUCGCUCAGAAGGAAGAUGCAGGAGCUGGAGGCGGCGUCGCAUGCUCGUGAUGUGCUUUUGUCGACAGAGCGAGCAAAACUGGCACGACUUGAGGCGACAUUGGCAAACUAUGAACGGCAUUUUGAAGUAUGUCGAGGCUCGAGUCAUGAAAAGGAAAAAACAAUCACCGGGUUGAAGUCGGACAACCGCGUCCUCGAGAACUUCCGCUCAGUGCUUUCUCAUCGUAUCGACGGGCUUGAAACCGAGCAAGUACCGAUGCAUGAGCACUUGCACGCUUUGGAAUCAAAGAUCAGUGAGAUGCAAGCGGAACUUGCUGACGAAUACCUAGCCAAGGCAGAGGCGCAACAGGAAACGGAGACUAAAGACGCUAAAAUUCGAACCUUGUUGCACGAGGUCAAAACGCUGCGUCAAAACUCGUUGAAGAAGGAGUAUUCCGUUGGUGAAAUGACUCGUGAGUUCACGCGUCUCACUCAGCUCACCAACUACAAAGACUUGGAGAGUGCUGUGAAAGACGCCUACAAAGUGUACGUCAUGGGAGAAACUUUGCAUAAGAAACCUCCUCGAGCAAUAUUCUCUACUACCAGUACUGCGGCAAGUACCGCCCUGCCAUUUUCUCCUGGUGGUGGUGGGUUUUAUUCACCAGCAAAAACGACCACAACGUUCAACACUAAAGCGUCCCAUGUGCAGUCGAAGCAACUGCAAUCGUCUACUGCUACCCCUGCCAAUGUGAUGGCGUCCGUUGUAUCCGAUGAAGCGCUAGGAUACGACUGCAAACAGUCGGUGGACGAGUCGGUCAAGCAAAUGGAGUUUAUGAGUAAAACUAUCCAAACUCUGCGGACAGCACUGGAUCAUGCGAAGACGCAGACCGACCGCGUCCGACGCGACUCUGUCGCUGAAGGUAGCAUGCUUAUUGAGGAAUGCAACAGCUUGCGGAAAGAGAACAAACAAUUGCAAGUCCUGAUUCGUGAUCUGAAACGCGCUCUGUUCAUCACAAACAGGAAGUCCAACAACUUUGAUGGCGAGCGAAUGUCCGGAUCGCUCAGUCUUUCGAGCCCGCAAUUGCGUCCUGCUUCACCGUCACAAACGCCUCACCUCGAUCUGGCGCUUGAUGUCACUGCAGGGAGUGGACUUAUGAGUCUAGCGCCCUUGCCCACAGGACUGACAACUACGCCGUCUAAGCAGCAGAGACGACAACGAACACCUAGCAGCAGCCCAUCUCCAAGUCCCAACAACUUGACGCAGCUCCCGUUUGGGCGCGUAGAGCGGGGUCGUCAUAGUGUAGCUCGUGCCGACGAACUCGCCUCUGUGGUGGAGAAGCAGAAGCGCGACAUCCAGCGGUUGCAAACGCAAGUUCAGUUGCUACUGUCAGGGGCAGCAGAUGCACCCCUGGUCCACCAUUACAAAGGAACAGCUCGGGUGAUUCCAUUGUCGCCUUCUCCGUCCUCACAGACGCUGACCCCACUGGAUUCGUCAAAAGGAGCCAUGGUAGUCUCCCGUAUUGGGUCAUUGCGACCGUUGACGCCCGCUCAGGUGCCCGUACCAUUGCAAUCAUCGUUCCUGCUCGCCCCACCAGAGUUUCAUACCAGCGCACCGAUGAAACCCACUGAGGUGGGGCAGAACCAGCAAGAAACCCACGGGAUUUGAGGCCCGCAGCACAACGGUAUCUUUACCUCGGUAAGAAUGAGAAGAUGUGGGUUUUCGGUGAUCGACGAUCCCCACACAGUUUUGACAAAACGAAUCAACCAAACGAAACUGUCGCUUAAAAAAUACCAAUAAGCUCGCAA
Messenger RNA from Phytophthora infestans T30-4, 4628 nucleotides. Its product is annotated as WD domain-containing protein, putative. Gene Ontology annotation, molecular function: protein binding. Lineage: Eukaryota; Oomycota; Peronosporomycetes; Peronosporales; Peronosporaceae. The record is from RefSeq and is a predicted model, not a curated record. Bases 1 to 4488 code for a protein of 1495 amino acids. The transcript is spliced from 4 exons.